Messenger RNA from Contarinia nasturtii (swede midge), 1488 nucleotides. Its product is annotated as lipase 3-like. Bases 28 to 1449 code for a protein of 473 amino acids. NCBI's taxonomy places the organism in Eukaryota, Metazoa, Arthropoda, Insecta, Diptera, Cecidomyiidae. The record is from RefSeq and is a predicted model, not a curated record. The transcript is spliced from 10 exons. Gene Ontology annotation, biological process: lipid metabolic process.
GAUGCCAGUUCGGAACAUAUAUGAUAUAUGCAUUUCCGAGUAAAUGAUUCAUUUAUCGUUCGUUUAAGCAACAGAAAGCACUUUAAUAAGUUGUCCGCAAAUAAAAGUGAAAUAAUGUUUAUAAUUUUUGGUGUAGCAGUAUUAAUAGCAGUUUGUCAAGCGCGUGAACCGACACUUAUAACUCGAUUUGAUUUGAACGAAACAUAUGUUGAAAAUUACACGUCAGAUGAACAAUUGAUUUUUCCCACAAUAGAUCCAAGCAUUGCUGAAGAUGCUACACUAACUACGCCGCAAUUAAUUAACAAGUAUGGUUACAAGGUUGAAGUGCACUACGUUACAACAGACGAUGGUUAUAUAUUGCAAUUACAUCGUAUCACUGGUGGCGAGAAAUAUCCAGCUAAAAAUGGAAAGAAAGUUUGCAUCUUACAACAUGGUCUGCUUGAUUCAAGUGCCACCUGGAUUUUAACAGGACCCGGUCAUGGAUUAGGUUAUUUACUGGCUGAUGAGAAUAUGGAUGUUUGGCUAGCCAAUUCACGAGGAAAUACUUAUUCCUGCAAUCAUACCACUUAUAAUCCAUUUGGUUCAUCAAAGGAUCGUAAAAAGUUUUGGGACUUUUCAUGGGAUGAAAUGGGUCGGUAUGAUUUACCGGCUACAAUAGACUACGUUCUCGCCGAGACAGGCCAAAUGAAAUUACAAUUUGUUGGGCAUUCCCAAGGCACAACGGCAUUUUUCGUUAUGUGCUCUGAACGACCUGAAUAUAAUCAAAAAAUAGAAAUGAUGCACGCACUGGCUCCUAUUGCGUUUUUAUCACACGUUAUCAGUCCACCAAUUCGCGUUAUCGCACCGUUUGUGUCUAUUAUAUCGAAAAUAUCGUCAUUUAUAGGAUUAAACUAUAUAACGCCGAACGAUGAAUUUUUAAUUUUAGCCGGAAAGCUUAUAUGUCGAGAUGAAGUGCCCACACAAAUAAUAUGCGAAAAUCUAUUAUUCUUAGUCAUGGGAUACGCGUCAGAUCAAUUGAAUGCGACAUUACUUCCAGUUAUUCUGGGGCACACUCCGGCCGGAUCAGCCACUAAUCAAAUGAUUCAAUAUGGCCAAGAGGUGAACUCGGGCCAUUUUCGGCAGUUUGAUCAUGGUCGCAUAGGAAAUCUACUUCGAUAUAAACGCAUUUCACCCCCGGAUUAUAAUUUGAACAACGUCAAAGUACCGGUAGCCGUUUAUUAUUCACAAGAUGAUUGGUUGGCUGAUGUUAAAGAUACGGAACACUUACUAAAAUCACUGCCAAAUGUGAUCAACAACUAUAUUGUACCGCAUAAAAAAUUCAAUCACAUUGAUUUUGUAUGGGGUAUAGACGCUCCCUUCCUGCUCUACGAUGAAAUCGUUAAAACAAUGAAACUAUCUAAUUAUAUCGUUCCAAAUAUGGAUAUCGAUAUUGAAAAUGCUCUACCAUAGUGUGAUUCUGAGACAUAAACAAUCAAAUAAAAUGUUUAU